Molecule: messenger RNA, 2563 nt
Organism: Oreochromis niloticus (Nile tilapia)
Lineage: Eukaryota; Metazoa; Chordata; Actinopteri; Cichliformes; Cichlidae
Product: Golgi reassembly-stacking protein 2
Exons: 10
Coding region: 140-1471 (443 amino acids)
Biological process (GO): Golgi organization
Cellular component (GO): Golgi apparatus
Molecular function (GO): protein binding
Source: RefSeq, a predicted model, not a curated record
CCACGUAAUGACGCAUGCGCAUCAGUCCGCUUGUCGUUUGGCGACGUGUACCCGGUGAGUGGAAGUACUAAGGAUUCUUAACUCGCUGGGUAACAAGCGGCCAUAAACCAAACUAAAAGGGCCUUAAAAGAGCAAAAGUAUGGGAGGUUCGCAGAGUGUGGAGAUACCGGGAGGAGGCUCCGAGGGAUACCACGUCCUCCGGGUUCAAGAGAACUCGCCUGGGCACCGGGCAGGGCUGGAGCCUUUCUUUGACUUCAUCGUCUCCAUCAACAACACCAGACUGAACAAGGACAACGACACAUUGAAGGACUUGUUGAAAGCCCAUGUCGAGAAACCAGUGAAGAUGCUAGUUUACUCCUCAAAGACUCUGGAGCUGCGGGAGGCCACCGUGACCCCCAGCAACCUAUGGGGGGGUCAGGGCUUGCUCGGUGUCUCCAUUCGCUUCUGCAGCUUUGAGGGAGCCAAUGAGAAUGUGUGGCAUGUCCUGGAAGUGGAGCCUAAUUCCCCAGCAGCCCUUGCUGGCUUGCGGCCACACACUGACUAUAUAAUUGGAGCCGAUACUGUUAUGAAUGAGUCCGAGGACCUCUUUUCUCUAAUAGAGAGCCACGAGGGGAAGGGCCUGAAACUGUAUGUGUACAACACAGACACUGACAACUGCAGAGAGGUGGUUAUUACACCUAACACUGCCUGGGGAGGAGAGGGCAGCCUUGGCUGUGGGAUUGGCUAUGGAUACCUCCACAGGAUUCCCACCCGACCGUUUGAGGAGGGGAAGAAGAUCAGUUUCCCUGGAACUUCUUCCAGUGAGCCUGUCAGUCCACUGAAAGACGGAUUUACUGAGGUGCAACUUUCAGCAGUCACCCCUCCUCCUGCUGCACCUGCAGUUCCCUCUGGCCUUGAAGGGUCACUGUCUGCCCUGUCAAUCAGCACCUCAGCCCCGCCCACCAUGCCCAGCGAGCUACAGACAGGUUUGCCCACAGUCCCUCUUCUGCCCACCUCCACUAACCCCUCACUCACCCCUCUGGCUCCACUGAAUCCUGCCACUGCCGGCUUGAACCCAGCCACCACGCUACCAGGUCUGAUACCCCUCCCAGGUAGCUUAACAGCACUCCCUAACCUUCCCAACCUGCCAGUCCUAGAUCUCAGUGGUGUGUCACUAGCAGGCGGCAGCACCUUACAGCCACCAGCAGGGAUGACAGUCCCAUCUCUGGCUCCACUCCCACCCCUGAACCUUUCAAAUCUGGCCACGUUGCCUCCUCUGCCCACCAUGCUGCCCUCCCAGCUGCCUCCUGUCCUCUCUCAGGGUUUGACUCCCAUGUUGCCAACUUCCACUGCCGCCCCUCCAGCUUCAGUUACGGUCACAGCGGCACACAUGAUUAAUCCAGCCUCCGAAGCCACAGCCCCCACAGAGGCAGGAUCCACAAGCACCACGGAAUCUCCAGCACCUACGGAAACAACACUAACGUCGUCAUAACGUGGGAAAUAUGACUCCACUUCCUGUCAAACUCAAACACACCUGGUUUGGCUUAUCCUUCCAUCUGUCGUUCUCCGUCUUUUCUAUUUAUUUGGCCAAGAGUGAACAGACGCAUCAAUUCAGACACAGAGGUCAGCAUGCUCACGGGCAAGGAAGCUUGUGUGGAGCGAAGGAGGAUGCAGAGAACGGAAAGCGCCUGUAGACUGGUCUGACUGCUGUGUCUGUAUUGCCUGAUGGCCAUAACGCAGAGGAACUGUUAGCACUGCAGCUUGCCUAAGCUACUGUAUGAGGAAGAUGAAGUCUACUCAUUCAUUUGUAGUUUACUUUUCACUUCCGCAGUUAGACAAGGCAAGGACCUCUUGAGAUUUUCACCUUUCUUGUAUGGCAAACCUCUCUGUUUAAGUUUUAUAUAACAAUUUAUGUUAAUGGAUCUGGAUGAUAAACACAGUUUAUUGAAUUGCCAACAUAAUAAAGAUAAAAUCCGGGAUUACAGCUGGAAGUUAGAUGUUACAUGAAUUAGUCCAGUCCAGAAUUAAACUCACCAUACUGGAAGAAAUCAGACCAUAAACCCAAGAAAAGAAAUGUUUGUGCUGCUGAAUAAACAAGUAAACAAAUCCUGAGUGUGAUCAACCAACAAUUUCCUGUAUCUUUUUUUUUUCUUAUUAGUUAAUAGAACCACCAGUCAGAUUAAUUUGAGUCAUGUGUAUUCCUUUUUGUUGCUGUAUGUUUCCACCCAAUGAAUGAAUCUGCAUUAUUUUGCACCACCUUUGUGUUUUGAAAUUUAAUCCUCUUGUGUGUCUCCUUGUAUAUCCAAAAUCUGUACUUCAUACCAUCGCAGCAACACAGAACAGUGAGAGCCCGAAGGCCGUGACAGAGGUUUACACAAACAUGAGCUACUGAGUAGAGUGUGCACUUGCUGCUGGAUACAUUAAACUUGUGAGAGGUUUUUAAUGCAGAGCAUAUCUCCUGGCAUGGUCUGAGUGGAGUGGCAGAGCUGCAGUAUGGCCACAAGGUGUCACUAUAACAGAACUUUCUGAGAAUAUCUACAGUAUGUACAGGUCACGCAAUAAAGCCAAAUAAAUUUUAACAGCU